AUGGUCAAGGCAGCGUUGGGGGUUCUGUACCUCCUCGCGUCUGCCACGGCAAACGGAUGGGAUUUGUUGCAGUGGGGUCUGCAAUCAAACACCACCUCCCGAACAGCUCAAGAAACAGAAGAGGGACCUGGUGAUUAUCGCUGGUUCCGGGUCGGUCGAGGCGGGAGAUCCCGCCCGGCGCAAUCUGACCCAAAAGACUCACAGGAAACCAGUUACAGAUUCUGGAAGGCAACCUUUGAAUCCGUUAGCAAAUUCUGGUGGGUGCGCAUCUGGGUAGACCUUAUCCUGCAAGUAGCGGAAAAUGGGUUGCACUACUGCGGGACUCUCUGCGCAUCGAUCGGCUUAGCGGCCAAAUGGAGUUACUGGUUGCUUACAGGAGUAGUGAUCGUGUUCCUGUUGCAGUUGUUGGUUUGGACCUAUACUUGGGUUGUCCAUCCAGCUUGGGUUCACUCCAGGGCCCUUUGGCGUUAUUGCCAGGGAACAGGCACCUGGAGUGAUGUCACACGCCUGCAGGGCCAAAGGCCAUACAUUCCGAUGUGGAAAGGGCCUGGUACCAGCACCCCCUGGACAGCACAGUACGUCCAAAGGGAGGUGCGAGGGAGAGGAUUAAAUCAACGACCUUUAGACCUUUUGGUCGCGGACGGGGUGGCUGUGGCUCGCCUCCGACAUGAUACAAUUAGAGGUCGCACAAACCGGCAUGGGUUUGUUUGCGUUUGUAAUGAGGUACGAGCAUCCUCUCACCGGUACUUCAGACACCACUUGGAAGCGGCCAACUGCGCUAUUCACCUGUGCUCGCAAGAUCCCUGCACGGCGCCAGAAGCGGCACAAGUGCAUAUCAAGGCCAGUUCGGUGAUACCGCAGGAUCGGGAAAUCGAUCUGCAGGACCUUGCAGGAAGGGGACCUUGGGGUAGGUGCGCUGUCCUUACUAGCUUUUGUGGGGGCCUAUGGUGCGGGUGCUGCCGCAAGAGCCUGGUCCGGUGUGCAAAAAUUUGGUGUUGGUGUGUCUCCUGCCGUAGGCGCCCGAGGCGAGUUUCUCGCCCGGGCGGAGGACCCGAGCAUGGCCAAAGUGAUCGGCAUGACGAUUCCGAAACCGAAUCAGAAGCAGAAGUUGGCCCAGCGGAUCAGCCGUGCCAGGCGGAUCAAAUUGCUAUUGAUUCCAAUGGUAAGGUGACCUCGCUGGCCAUGGAGCCGUGUCGGGACAUCGCACGAGGACAACCGGUUUGUCUCCUCAGCGCGGACAAAGCAAGUAGCUGCCUCGAUGGGCUACCCACUUUUGCAGACGAGACGACAGGAUUUCACGCCUGUGAAUAUCACCGCUCGCUGUACCAGGGCUCAUUGGUGGACAGGGUAUGCGCAGUGCAGGGUUGCCUUAAUUCCGCUACAAAGAGGAGGGAAGGCGUCCUCCUGUGCAAAUUACACAGCGCAAAGGAGGAGAAGCCACUCGGGAGCAAAGCCGCCCCGCAAGUCACAUCAAGGAGGCAACCCAGGACGGACAAAGAGCCGGAAGUGGCUCCUGGUCCCUCGAUGGCUACUUUGCCUGUGACGACGAACGGCCGAGCUGGCACAGGCUCCCGGGCUGAUCCUGCGGAUUUGGCGGAGUUGAUGGUAGAACUUCUCCAGGGUAAAGACCCGGAAUCGGCUUUGCGCCUUUUGGCAAGUUCGCAGGGAAAGUGGCAAGAUCCCGAAUUCCAUAAGGACCUGAGCCGGCUGGCGCAAGAAUACAUCUCCCGCCAAGAGGAAAAAGGGGGGGAAUCGUCCAAAGCGCUGAGAGUUCUCAAGCAGUUUGUGACGUCUUCUUCCUCAGGGCAGCACAGCCAGGACAGCGAUCCGGUCAUCACGCUUCUGGAAGCCAAGGAGAGGGUCGAAGAUCAACGCCCUGGUUUGCAAGAUCCAGUACCGCGAUGUCUGGUAGGCGACAUAAGGGAUCCCCAGGUGACCGUAGCGCAAGCCCUCUUCCGACCUAAAGAGCCGGGAGUCACAGGUGUCCCGGGGCCGGCUUCCGGCCCGGGGCACGGUGGUCCGACCUCGAGGCUCGUACCGAGCCCGGGGGCGGUUGACUUUUUUCCUGGAACGGCCCAUGCGAUGCCCUCCCCACCAGGCCAGGGCCUGGGUGCCUUUAGACCUUACCACGCUGGAGCGUACACCGAUCCAGGGCCACCCGCACUUGAUGAAGCUUCUAAGGCCUUGCAAACUAUUGCAAAGGCCAUAUCUUCUAAGGACGAACCCUCUGGCCAGGAACGGGGCAAGCUUUCUUCCAUCGGUAAGACAGAAGAACGUUUGGUCUUCUUGGCACGGGGGUGCGACACUCUCACGGUGCACCUUGGGGAGGCAACGGUAGGCAAGGACCUAUACCACGCCUUAAGAUCCAUGGCUUCGCAGAACAGACCCCUUCUCCGAGAAAUUGGGUACCCAGUCAACAUCAGUAACCGGAUUGCCUUCGGGGUCUCGUCUCUCAACAUUGGAGGCAAGGGAGCCAUCCCGGAUUACUGCCUCAGCGUGGCAGAUUUCCCACAAACAUCUGAAGAAGAGUUUGACCUCUUUUCCCCGCCGGGGGAUAACAAACUCGAGAAACGGGGGAGAAACCCCACCACCCUUACCGGAUGGUACAGGAACGCCUUGCGACAAGCCUGGGCCUUGGCUUGCAUUUUUGGAGCCGAAUUUUACGCAAGUUGGGAAAGCGCGGCUGCGCAGCUCCUCAAACUCGGAGAAGAAUAUACUCACGCUUGGCCCUUGCAAGCUGUACUCAGCACCUGGGAAGAACUUUGGGGCCGCUUCGUGGAGGAACUCAGGACUAUCGAUCGCGGAGCACGAAGAGAAAUGCAGGAUGAGAGUCCCAGUUUUGACCGACUGCGGUUUUUUGCUACAUCGCCGGGAGCCGACGGGACGCCCUGGCUUAGGUUGCCCCAGACUUUUGACCUGCAAGCCUUGGGGGAAUAUUUCCAAACAGACAUCGUCCCUCGUCAGAAACGGCUUCUUGAUCGGGCCUGCUGGAAUAUGGCGUUCAAACGCCCCGCCCUGGCAGGGGGCAGAGCCGGAGAAAAUGUAGACGACACAGCAGGAAGUCUCGGAGAGGGUGUCAAGGCCGGAGGCCAAACCGCUCCAAAGCCAGGGGCCCCACAGAAAGAAGUUGGUCAACUGCUUGGGUCUCCGCUGACGCAGAAAGAAGUGAGUCGGUCUAUGGACCAUCGUCCCAAGGAUCGCACCGGUAAAUACCUCUGUUGGGAUCACUUCUCCCAUCGCAAAUGCGUAAAGGGUAAGGACUGUCCCCACUCGCAUACCGGAAGUGCUCCGCGCUGGGACACGCUCGACUGGAGCAUUCAGAUGCAGUUAUUGCGCCGAGGCGGGCAUCCCGCCCGGGCAAAACUGAAAGCCGGCCAGGUCGACGCGGCAAUUGAAGCUAUCCGCAGAGAGCAGGCAGCGAAACUAGCUGCCAACGUGCAGGAAGGAAAAAGGGUCAAGGAACGGGAGACCUCUAAAAGGGCAGCCGGGCAGCCAGGUGACGCUCCAGAUAGCCACACGCAGUACCGCAAUGAAACCAGGGCUGGCUGGAUCUCUGCCCCUGAAGGUUUAAACAACUUCGCGCCAACCGAUAUGGAAGGACCACUUGCGUUGCUCAUGACCGGCCAGGCGGAGACCAGUUGGACUGCAGAUCACUCUGGUCCUGCGGUGCGCACGGCCAAACUUACCAUUCCGGACGAUCAACCGGAGGCUGUGGAACGGAAAAAACGCAUGGAAAUCAUCGACGACGCCUUGCAGUUGCCGGAGGUACCCCCACACUUGGGUGUAUACCUGCGGAAUCGGGCCCUCGCCGAUGCAUCCGAUGCUACCGACCAACCUCAAGCUGCCGAUAUCCAGCGAUAUCUGGACGAAGCCUUACAGGAAGGAAGCGCAGAGCUGGUCGCUGAGGCCACCGAGUUCCUACAAACCUACCCGGAUCUGCGCGUGGGGUCUGUCACACAUCGCGGGGCACUCAGCGCCCUGUCCAUGGACAGCCGCCUGGGUGCCUCCACUGGAACUUUCACCUGGCUCGACACUUCUUACCAUGUGUACGAUUACGGCGACCAGUUAAGCCCAGCUCACUCGGGACUAUUGCCGGACGACGAGCCGCAUCCCUCACAGGAACCAAGGCAAUGUUUCUUUCUCCAUGUCGCGGCCGGUUUACUUGCCCGAAAGUCAGGACAUCCGCCUACCUAUGAAGAGGCCUGUGUACAGGCGCUGGCCCUUCAGCGCGAAAUGCACCAGUCGGCGGAGGACUGCCUUCAAGCCCUGGGGCCUGAGCCCGAUCAGUGCACCCAAGCAGAGGACGAUCUGCGGACUUUCGCGCAUGAUGCUCUCUACUUCGGACACGACAAAGAUUAUCGAUGCUUGGCCGCGCUGCCUCUGUCUGCAGCCGAAGAGCGUACGUUUUGCUUGGUCCGCAUGGACGACUGGCGCCGUGUUACCUGUGAAGUCAUCCAGGGCAUCGGAUCCUGUGCUACGCCCCGAAGCCUUGUCUGGCUUCUGGUCCAUCAAGGACAUAUGCGCCUGCUUGUUCCACCUUCUGACCAAGCUUUGCCCGAAGGCGCCCGAGUCGUCACCGCCGCAGGCUGGGAACUCCACCUUGAAGCAGCCUUGACGCACGGGGCGCGUAUUCGCGCCCGUGCUGCCAAACCCUGCCCUCGAUGCCACUCUGAUCCACAUCGGCGUACCGGCCGCCCGUCGGGCGUCUUUGGUUUGUACCCAUUCCCCUCGCCGCCCCCUCUAGCCACUCGCGCCGGGGCGCCUUCUUGGGAUGACACGGAGCCCGAUCCGUCGUGCUGGUCCAGGCAGGACUUGGCCUCUUGGCUCGGCACCGCCUUCCCCGACGGAACUCGCCCCGAUCUCCUUGACCUGGCCCCUCCUCCCUUGUCCGUGGCCACGGGGGUCAGGCAAGCUGGGGGUCUCGCCUUCCAUUCUCCCAUCCAGGAUGAUCUUGCUCUCCGGUGCGGGGCCACUCGCUCCAAGCUUCGGGCUGUUGUCACUCUCCUCCAUUCGCGGCAUCUUUGGCUCACCUUGCCCCUCCAUCCUUUUGGGGGCUGGGGCCGCUUAGAAUCAGCCCGUGGCAAGGACACUUCUCCUAGCUUUGGCUGUGGGCGUCGUUGCCUUGCCUUCCUCUUGGAAUUGUGCCGCAUUCAAGCGUCAUUAGGGGGCACCUUUAGCGUGCUCCACCACCUGACCAGCACUGCCUGGCGGGAACCAGCCCUGCUGCCCGAGGCGCGUUUCGCGCCCGAGGCCAGCCUGCGACGGGCUGGUCACACAGCUCUGACCCUCCCCUUUGGGACGGUGCUGGGGCAGGGGGGGCGGCCCAACAAGGGAGCGAACUCCUCGAAGCUGCGGGCGGGUGGAAAGAGGAGGCCGCCAAGCAGCUUUGGGAAGACGCUGCCAAAGGGCGGUCUCUUCUCUGUUAUGACAGAGGACGUGGCGGAGGCUUUCAAAUGGGUCCCCAUCAAACUUGAAGAUUCGAAACUUUUCGCUGCAGAUGUUCCUGCCGAAUUCACCCAGUCCCCAGAGGGAACCACGUUGGUUUACAAUUUUCUGACGUUUGGCUGGUGCGGCGCCCCGGGAGAGUACAUGCACUUUGCUUGUGUCAUCAAGUCAGCUCAUGGCUCGUUUGCCCCGGACAACGAUCGAUGGGAGGAUGGCGUGCCCUUCCACUCCUUUGUCCUUAUGGACGACACCGUCCUAAUUGAACCAGAGUUGGGCUUCAGACCGCAGCUCUCGGUUGCCUUGUCAGAAUACGUGACCAAAGCUACGCUUGGGGAGAAGAGCAUCAACGUUGCAAAGGACGCUCUCGAAGGUAAGCUUGAAUGUCGUAAGUUGAUAUGGGGACUGGUGUACGACACCCAGUUCUACACACGUAGCCUCCCGGCAGCAAAGCUGGAAAAGGCGUACCAUCUUUUGCAUCUCCCUGAUUUUGACAGCGGGUGCACCCAUGUGCCGCUCCGACUCGUUCAGGAAUUAAGAGGAAACCAGCAAUUUUGGCUGGCCGUGCUCCCGGGGCUCAGCCCCUACUUGGGGGCGACGAACGACCUUCUAGGCCCAGCUGAUGAAAGGGGAUUCGCGAGACCUAGGGGCACGGUGCUACAGCAGAAGGCAAUCUGGGCACGUUUUUGGGAAUCAAUCGAACUCCAAAGAUUGCUUGUGGAUGCUAGCUCCAAGUGGGAAGUCCGGUUUACACACCCCCUGACUUCGGCCCUUACUGUCCCAGAGCUUCUUUCUUUUCCUGGAAUGAGUCAAAAAGUUGUUUGGGCGUCAGGGGAUGCAACACCCCAUAAGCUGGCGGCCGUGGAUUGGGAGGCCAACGAGGCGGUGGUCGAACCGGCCGAACCCGUUUGGGAACGCCUCCGACGGUUUUGCGCUGAGCAUGAUCCGGAGCUCGCAGCUGCCGAGGGAAUGACAAGGCCCGUCGACGAGGCUCGUUCCGAGCCCGGAGACGGAUUGAUGAUUUCGCUCGCGGAGUUGUUAGCCGUUGUGUCGCUGGCAUGCUUAAGAUGGAAGUCCUGGAAAGGGAAGAUUGUCGUCUAUGCCGGAGACAACCACAACGUUAUUUCGUGGCUUGCCAAGAGACAGGCGGGCCCGCCAGCGGCUCGGUUCCUGUUGCAGCUGUUAGCGGCGCUCGAAACGGUAGGAGGUUUCCGCCUGCAUGCCGAGUACAUCCGAACCUACCACAACCAAGUUGCUGAUGCUCUCACCCGCGAAGAAGAAGGGCCAGUUUUGGCAGCGUGGAACCUGGAACGAAGGGCAUUCUCAGAAGUCCUCCUCUCCACUCUGGACCGAGGGUGGACACGUCGGGCCCUCCUAUGGGACGGAAUGGACCAUGAAGAUCAAGCCGCAGCCCUGCAGCUAGGGCUAAGGCGGCAUCCGGAAGGCCCCCAGGGGCAUCAAUUUCCAUUACGGCCAGGCAUUAUCUGCUGCGAGCUCGGUCAGGAGCCUCGGGUAUACCAUGUGGAACUGUUGUCCAAGGGUGUGGAGAUGCAGGAACCCGACCAAUUGACUGACGGGGAAGUGACCUGCGCCUUUUACUGUGUCGGAAGGGACGAGGUUGCUACUGCGUCCCGCCUUGCACAGCAAGCCCAGGAUCUUAAACCCCAGGGUAUCUGGGCCGACUCCAUCUCCUCUCUCGGUUUGAGAAGCGCUCAAAAUAAGCUUCGAGAACAUGGAUGGCAAACGCGGGUGGUACUUAUCAGCGGCAGAACGCUUCAAGAUCAGUGUUGGUGGAAACGAUGGGUCCUUUUGGCUGUCCCUCAGCACAAGACGAUACCAGACCUUCCGUGUCUGACCGCGGAAGAUGAACCGGAGACCGCCCCGCUGCACACGUACCCAACAGAGUGGUUACCCCUGUUGUCUAUUUUGGCUACCCCCCGUAGUUUGGCUCUGACGGCUGGGAAGUGGGCUAGCUCAUUGGGUAGCACUGGGCCGCGCACUCCAGCAGAAACGAACCAAGCGCAAACCCCACGACAUCUCGUGGACUCUUCCAACUCAGAGGUUCGCUUUGAACCCGGACCGCUCGCCGAGGACGAGGCUCGUUUCGAGCCCGGCCAGCCUUCAGCCGACAGAAAAGUUGGGAUUUGCGAGUUACCUUGGGAGACUGCAGCGCGAGAAGCGCUCAUGUCGUGGCUUCAAGAGCGCGGCUGGGGGGAUCCCAAGGUUGGAGGGAAAAGCAAAAAGCAGAAAAGGGGCGGCCACAGGAUGGAUUGGCGAGAAGAGCUGUCGAAGGGCAUGGCCCGCUGCCUCAGGCACGAAUCAGGGAGCGACAGUUGCCCAAUCUCUGAAGACGGUUGGGUCAGAUUGACCGACCUCUUGGGAUACCUCCGCAAGCGCCUCCAGUGGCCGGAGAAGUAUUUCACCGAGAAGGUCAUCCGGGACGCCGUUGAAGAGAACUUCAAGCAGCGGUUCGUUGUCAGGGAUGACGGCGGAUGCCCAUAUGUGGCAGCUUGGUCUGGCCACACCAUCAGUGGUGUCUACGGACCAGGGGUCGAGUUCUAUGUGACGGGCAAUUCCGUUUGGUUGGCAAAUGGGACAAUCCCGCCCAAAGCUUUGGGCGAUGUCUCGGAUUGGGACACGUCCGAGUUCUGGUAUGCGGCCGGGGGAUCCAAAAAGAAUUUGAAACAUGCUUCUACCAGCAGUCAGGUGGAGCCGGUGCAGCCGCGCCACGAGGAACCCAGUUCCAGUUCCAAGCGCAAGAAGGAGCGGAGCCUUGAUGAAUGGAUAGAGGAGGAGGAGCCUCGCAAUUCUGCGAAACUCAACCUCGCAGCAUACCGCUCGAUAGCUUGGCCCCCGUCCAAAGCCCGAGAAAGGGAUCCCAGAGAGGAGUUGGCCCAGACCGCGUCAGACUUGGCGGCAGCGGUCGCUGGCCUGACCUGCCAAGAAGGCGAGGAGGAGGUCAGUGUCGACCCGGACACCUUGAAGGCAGAUGUCGUUGUUAUCUCCGAACCCGAUUGGGGAGCCUCCGAUCCGGAAAUCCAAGGAGCGCUUGCCCCCUUAAAACAAUUGGAGGAAUCAUGCGCGGUCAAAGCCGAGGCUCGGUUCGAGCCCGGUGAAACUCCUCAGGAAUCCAUCCCUCCUGCCAAGGAUGACGUCGGAUUCAAUGAACCGGCUCACGACCCAGCCCAGGCUGCCGCAUCUGGGGAAGCUAUUAUGGCUGUUGAUCAGCCUGAGCCUGCCUCCAAGGGCGCCGAGGAGGGACCCAACACCCAGGCAGGAUUGCCGGGCCAAGAGAGCCCUGAGGCUCCUGCCGUGCCCAAGGCGCCCGUCGAGCCCAGCAAACCAGAGUUGAAGACAGAAAGCUGCAAAGAGGAGGUCGAGGGCGAGGAAACCGCGGGGUUGCCUCGGGCUAAGGACACCCUCUCUAUGGCUAGGGAUCGGGAUCCCGAGACACGUAUCGUGUCCGGGAAGACCGUCCAGCCGAGCGAACCCGAGCUGAAAACGGAACGCUGCGAGGGGGAGACCGAUGGCGGAGAAACUGCCGGUCCUUCUCAGGCUAGGGACAUCCCCGCCCCGACCAGGGAUCGGCCCCUGGUGAAGCUGGGGUCUGGAAAGCUCAGGCUGCUGCAGGAAGUAGCUAGAGCUGAUGAAGCCAACUGGAAGAACCUCCAGGAGGCCCUCACCAAAGCUGAAGAAGAUGGGUCAAUUAAACAGGAGUUGGUGGACGACCUGUCGCGGCUCACAGAGCAGCGAAAGGCGGCUGCGGAGGGGAUUCAACAAAGCCUGGAGACCGAAAUCCAGCGCAUCAAAGACGCUGAGGAAGAGGAUGAAGGUUACCUGAGCGCCUUGGACGCCCAAGGGAGGUACAUGCGGGAGUUGGAAAAGAAAAAUCCUGUGCGACCCUCCAAGUCCGUUAAGAUCCUCAAGUCUGCCCGGCUCGAUCUCGAAAUCGAAGCGGGAGUCGGCGUCUGGGUGGCCAGGCGCCGAGAGAAGGGCAGACUGAGGGCGCAAGCGCAUCGUGAAAGAACCCGAGGAGGAGGAGCUCAUGCCUCUGCAGAGCCCCUCACAUCCCCCGAGCAGGCGGAAGAGGUUCGUAAGGAAGCCGCGCGGAAAGAAAUCCGGGACUUCAAAGCCUCGCUGUUGCAGGCCGACGGCCAACCAAAGAAGUUUCGAAGAGCCCCAGAUUCACAAAAACGAAGGGAGGUAAAGAAGCUGAGGCGUCAGACUCGCCGGAACGACGACGCCAGCAGGGACACCAAUCAUGCCAUCGCACAUGCCUACCAGUUUGGUGGGGAAAUGGUUGUGCGGCAGACUAUUCUGUGGCCUGCUGUGCGAAACUAUGGGUCAGGAGUCUGCCUGGUUCUGUGGCGCUGUGGGCGAACCCGUCCUGCAACAGGGCAACAAGCGAGCUCCCGAGGACCGGUUUCCGGCCCAGGAAAGAGCAACAAAAUGCCAGAUCCGCUCCGAAGCUCGGGGUCGGGGUCCACCUACUCCGUGGGCGGCUCCACAGAAACCUUGCCCGGGGCGAGCCGAGGCUUGACUUCGAGCCCGGCGGUUCCGGCUUUACCUCCCUCAGCCGAACCAGCUUACAGACGGCGAAUCCGUCUGGAGGCUGGCCCUGCCGAUCCGCAGGGGGUCCCGCGAUGGCACAAACUCGAAUGUUCAAGGCCGGGCCCCGGCCGGUGGGUUGAGCCGUGCAAAGAUUGUGCCGGGCAACCAGGACACGUGCAGCCUUCGGGAGCUGCCUACGCCACCUUAAGUGGCGAAAGAUGGCAUCAAGAAGGAUGCGGUCACAUCCGAGGCCGCAGACAAGUCCGCUAUGAGCGAUGUCUGUGUCACCAGAGCGGGACCGACACGCAGACGGCCCGCAAAAACCCCAGGCAGGGAACUCGACAACGGAGGGUCGACGACGCCAGCCGGGACACCAACCAUGCUGUCGCGCACCUCUUCUACGGGGAAGUCGGUCUCCUCCUCUUAGUCGUGUUCUAUCUUCUAGGAGUCUUGCACUCCUGCUGGCAGACGGGAAAGGACGAGGCCCCGCUGGAGCAGAGAAACGAAAGACGGGUGGGAAACUCUAGUGCCCGACGGGUACGUUUUUCGCCUUAUCUGGAAAGCUUGGCGGACGACUCAAACCCAAAGGAAACGCCGGCCGUCAAACAAGGGAUCAGUGACAAAACCUGUCGGAGCCCAAAGGCCGUCAAAGAUCUCCUUGGGCACAAAGCCCCGCAGCUCGGUCUGAAAUUAAAAAAUCGGCAAGAUUAUCAACAAGAAGCUGUUAACGUGGCUUUGGACAGGUUAGCCUUGACGACCCGUCGGACAUACGCAGCGCAGUUGAAAUGGUGGCGCCUGUUUUGCGCCCGGCGCCAGGUGCAUUGGCUCCUAACGGGUGUGCCGACCGACGAGGAUCUUAUUAUUGACUACUUGCUUCACUGCGCUAUCAAUGAACAGCGUGCUCCGGGUACCUUGAAGCUACGCCUCGCUGCUGUUCGCAGCAUUCAUGUGACGCUGGGGCUACCCGAUCCAUUAGAAGGGAGAAACCGAGUGGCAAUGGCUUUGGCAGGUUUAAGGAGACGUUACAAGACACCCACCAGGCGAGCACCUGUGACACCUCGCAUGUUGCAAUGGUUGGAAAGAUAUCUCCGAGGCCCCGAUUCGGGCCCGGAGGGUCUUAUCCUCUGGGCAGCUGUGUGCUUGGGGUUCUUCUUCUUACUCAGGGCAUCAGAAUUUUUACCCCUGGGGUACAUCCCUUUCUCUCGCCAAUUGAAAGGGAGGCAGGUACUCCUCUUCAGUGAGGGAGAACAGUGCGAUCUUCGCACCCUGGGAAAGGCAGACGAAGUCCGGAUCCAACUGAGUGGAAGCAAGACCAACUACAAUCUGGAGACCAACCGCAACCACUACAAGACCGGAGAAACCGUCUGCCCAGUCCUGGCUGUCAGGCAACUCUUCCAGAAGUAUCCGAAUCGAUACCUAGGCGGCGUUGAAGCCGACGAGCCGCUAUUCAGGUCGCCUGAAGGCUGGGAUAUUCCGAGGGAGGCUGUGCAAAUGCUCUUGCGUCGCGCAGCCGAAGCCUGUGGAGUUGCAGGCCAUUUGGGCUCGCACUCCCUGCGAUUUGGCGGCGCAUCAGCACUUUGGGCCGCCUACAAAGAUGCAUCUGUGGUCAGGCGCUACGGGCGGUGGGCAUCCGACGCCUUCCACACUUACUUGUGGGAGGACCGCGAGUAUUCCCGCGGCAUGUCGGAAUCCAUGAUCAAGACCAGCCUCACGCCCACGCGUGUUUCACGCCCGGUCCUUGCGGCAGCCACUCCAGCUGUACAGUGGCAAGGGAGGGGUGUGAGCCCGGAGGGCAAAGACCUUUUCAAUGCCGACGCGCGCAAAAAGUGCGUUCUUGCUGUUGAGUGGCGGGUUGCGGGCUAG
This is a messenger RNA of Cladocopium goreaui, 11856 nucleotides long. NCBI's taxonomy places the organism in Eukaryota, Dinophyceae, Suessiales, Symbiodiniaceae. The record is from the annotation of a GenBank genome assembly.